UAUAAACAGAAGCAUUUGAAAAAGAUGAAUAGAAUACAAACAUUUUUGAUUCCAGAAAGCAACGGCUGAAAAUGGAAAGUGAAACCAAAGAUGAAACAAAAAACACAACGGUGCUGUAUAAGAAAUCCUUAAGUAUUCUCCGUGGGAGGCGCUCUCGACCAUCCUCCAUAAGAAGCCACAAUUGUCCCAAAAGUGGAACACUUCAUCUGAAAGUGCGGACUUCAGAAGAUCACCUAUAUUAUUGCGACGGUGCCAAAAUCAAAAGAGACCUCAGUAUCGAAACAGAUAUAUGUAGAAAGAGACAUUACAUCAGAAAGAGAGCAAGUAAAUAUUCGGAUUCUAUAAAAUCUACUUUUGCAGAUGGAGACUCUAGUUGUGCUGAGCCUGAGGCGAGAGCCGUUAAGUAUCAUAAUGCAGACGUUGUGUCACUAAUUGUUGACAAUUUUAGAGGUUUACUCAAUAAAUGGAUUCGUGAGUACCUUUUAGACAGUUCCGAUAAUUUGCAGAAAAUUGAAGCUAUACGUGAAUCUCUUCUGCGAAAAUGUGAUAAAAGACUAAAUCGAGCUUCAAAAUCUACAUGUAAAUGUAGUUUGGACAGUAGGAGAAAAAGAGUGGGGCGUCAAUAUUUGACAAAAGAUAUUAGCAUAACUAACUGUGAAACUUGCUCAAAUUACACUGUGCCACUACAAAAUAAACGAUGUACUCUGAUCUCUUCUCUAAGUCUUCCAAGAAAUAUAGAUAAGCAAGGCAAUACUUUUAGUAGCAUGAAUAUCUGGGUUCCUUUAAAUCGACCAUUAGAUGUAGCAGAUUCUACUUUAAUUCUACUUACAAUGUCGUCUCGGUCGUUUACUAAACGCUGCGCCACUUACAAUGAACCUAAACCAUGCAUAGAAAAAAAACAAUCAUUUGUAAACCUUCAAGGUAAAAAAACUAUUUACAGAACGGUGACUAGUGAAGGACCAAUGAUUCUGCGACCUUCAACGGCAAGAGUGGAAACUAUCAGUCUUGUUAGAAAUAUUUAUGCAGAUAGUCAUAUUCAAAUGCAAACCAAGACAAACAAUGAUAAAAAUACAAUGACUGAAGAGCAUAGUUAUGAAUGUAGGUCAUGCUCUAGAAGUAAUAACAGCAGGAAAAAUUUGAGAAAGUUAAAAUCGUCUGGCUUAUGUUUAAAUAACAUCAAAUCCAGACAUUUUACGUAUUUGUAUAGGAAAGCAAGCAAAAGGAAUUCACGAAGUAAUGAAUUCAUAAAUCACUUCCAAACAAUAUUAAAUUACUUUGAGCAAUACGAAGGACAAAAUAAUGUAAUACUCGAUGUACAUGUUAACGUCUUACCAGUUGAAAAUGUAGUAUCGCAUCAAGAACAUUUAAAUAAAACUUGCGAACAUCAAUUUAUCAUUUCAACAGUUGGUAAAGCAAACUGCGCAUGUUUAGACACUUUAAUGGAAUCUCGAGAAUCAGAAUCCAGUUCGAAAGAUAGUAAAAGUUCUGAAAAUGUAAAUCGUCCGGAGAUAAUAUCACUCUUGGAUUGUUCUGAAAGCAAAGCCAAGUAUAUUGUGGAGACUGCAAAUAACUCCGAUGUUGUAGAAGUUGAGGAGCCUCAGCAAAGCAAUAAUAAUCCAGAAUCAUAUGCUUCAAAUACUAACCCAGAAUCAUUUAUUUUGGAUAAUAAAUUAAAUAUCUGUUACCAGAUCAAUUCACUAAAAAAUGUGAUAAAAGGUUUAACAUUGACAGCAGAAAAAUUAAUCAGCGAUCAUAUGCAAGAAAAAAAUGAUACUUCAUGUAGGUCAACUCAGGUGGAUGUUUAUCAAUGUCAUGCGGCGGUCGAUACAUUAAUUCAGAGCUUUCCAAAUACAUCAACUCCUAUGAAUUCAAAUAAUCAAUCUAAUCAAUCAUAUGCUAUGUGGUACUCACAGAAUCCCGUGUUAUUUGACACCGUUCCGGAGAUGACGAAACAAUUGAUGAACGUGGAAAUGGCGAAUUAUAAAACGCCGAUAGAAUGUCUUGAUUCAAAAUCUAUACCACAUCCAUCAUCUGCACGUGAUAAAAACAAUGAUUCGUUUAAGGACUUAAAACCAGAAGACCAGCAUCAUAACCAGUCCAAAUCAUGCUCUAAUCAAUCCAAAGGAAUUCAGUUUUCAUGUAAUAUGGCAGGCAUUAACCCUGGCUUAAAACUACAGACACAAUCAAAAACCACAGAUUAUUUCCCUAUACUUGCAAAGAAACCUUCAUUUUGUUACAUAGAAAGUGAAUCUCUUCUAAAAGUAACAGAUAUGACUUCUAAACCUGAUAUUCCAAUACCGAGAACGGUUAAAGAAGUAGGACUCACUUGUUCCUUUGAUAAUCCUUCUUUAAAUUUUGAAAUAAUGCAAGAAAAAGUGGCUCGUAACACAACACCGUUUACUCGUAGUAGUAUUAAAUUAUAUAGUUGUGGAGAUGGUUUCAGUAAACGUGAAACUUAUGUAUCUCCCGUGACAGAACCCCGAUACUCCCAACGUAUACAGAAGACAUCUACAGUCCAAUGUCAAUCUGAUGAGCUUAUGCAACAAUUUUAUAUAAACCAAGAGAGGUCUGAAAUAUUGGAUCAAUACAAUCAAAGUGACCUAAAGUCUUCUAAGAAAGCGAGAUGCGGCUGA
Messenger RNA from Cydia strobilella, 2633 nucleotides. RefSeq lists its product as uncharacterized. The transcript is spliced from 2 exons. NCBI's taxonomy places the organism in Eukaryota, Metazoa, Arthropoda, Insecta, Lepidoptera, Tortricidae. Bases 72 to 2633 code for a protein of 853 amino acids. The record is from RefSeq and is a predicted model, not a curated record.